AUGACAAUCACCACCAUGGACACUGAUACUGAAUUGCAACGCCUGCGGGCCAGCUUUGCGCAAAUCGAACAACAAAAUGAACAACUUAAACAAGAAAAUAAACGGCUCGGGCAACAAAAUGAACGGCUCGAGCAACAAAAUGAUCGGCUCGAGCAACAAAAUGAUCGGCUCGAGCAAACUCAACAAAAUACUACCUUGAGCCAAUACCUAAAAAACUGCCAUCGUCUGCUCUUCCAGUCCUUAGCAGUACGACCCGCAGACUCUGGCACCGGCACCACUGUGACGAAGGUUGAUGGCAAAUUUUACCCACGUAGCCUCCGACCAUGGACAGCCUAUAGAGCGCUGAAGGAGGAAUUCGAAUUUAUCAAGGACGUUCUCAAGGAAGACCGGCUCUUUUCUGCCAUCAUCUCCAUCAAAGACCUUCAACGACGAGUCUGUGGGACGCCAGUAGCGACCGAGGACGACGUCAAGCCGUUUGAGUAUUUUGCAAUCGAAGGACCAGUCAUGGAUAUUAUUCGCGAACUUUGCACAAGAGUAGAUUCUAACCCUGCGAUUGCAAGCCUUAAUGCGUCUGGUAUAACAUUUACGAAUCAUUCACUUGGCGUCAAUCCACCAGCAGAUGAGAUCCUCCAAGGUGAUCUUCCUGAGGGUACAGAAAAACAACGUCGUGACCAAUCACCAAGAAAGCGAGUCGCCGUCGAGCCGAAGAAGAUAAUCCCAGAUCGUCGCUGCCUUCGGGAGGAUCCUGCUGGGAAUCGCGAGAUAAGCUUUGUUAUUGAAUACAAGGCUGCUCAUUUACUGCAGCCCAGUCGAGUGCGCCGCGGUCUUACCAAGCACUUGUUUACAAAUGUUAUCAAGGCUCGCGCAAGUACAAAGUCAAGCACCGACGAGGCCCAGUCCUCGAAAGACAGAUCUGAUCGAAUACUUGCCAUGGCUCUCACGCAAACCUACGACUACAUGAUCAGGUUGGGACUCAAGUACAGUUACUUGGCUGCUGGGAAGUUGUUUGUAUUUCUAUUGGUUGAGGAAGACGAUCCAACAACUCUUCACUACCACAUGGUUGACCCGGCUGGGGAGGCGGAAGAUGAUGAGGGAGUGUUGACAGAGUUUAGGACUGCUGUCGCUCAGGUGGCUUGCUUUACUUUGCUAGCCCUCCGCACGAAAACACGACCAUCAAGCUGGACUGCCGAGGCGCAGGAAGUCUUGGCUGAAUGGCCGAUUCCAUAUGCGGACAUGGAGCACGAAACGACGGACGAGGAGGAGUUUUUACCAAAUUCUUCCAGCUCGUCGGAUCUUUCAUUCGAUGGAGACGCUCUGAAAGUCUCUCCCAAAAAGUUUGUCCUUCGUUCGAGAGGGGCAUGUAAGAACCCGGAUGCAGUCCAUGGCAGAAGAGAGGGCGCCGAUGAUGACGAUGACAGCAACGACACGCUGGGGCAUAGUUCCCGGAGUGCCUUUCCUCGCCUCGACGUCCGGACCAAGAGGGCGGCGCCUUCAAGCAGCGGGAGCUCGAGUUCUUCCCCUACAGAUACCAGAGAGCAAUCAAGGCCCUACUGCAGCCUAGGAUGUCUCCUUGGUCUCAAAAGAGGCCAGCAGCUCGACGCGAACUGCCCAAACGUGGCGUCACACCGCAUGGCCACGACGAGUACAAAGCACCCGAUCCACUUCGAAGACCUGGCCACUCUUUUGCAGGAGCAACUGGCCCAUUCCUUGUGGAUACAUUGUGAGCCUCUCGAGAAGACGGGCAAAUACGGAGCCGUCGGGACGCUCUUUAAACUUACGCUAGCACGAUACGGCUACACCUUUGUCGGCAAAGGUACGAUUCAAGGGUUUGUUCCAUAUCUUCGACAUGCGGCCAAGGUCUUUGACCGAUUGGAACGCAUACAAGGCGAAGUCGUACCCGUCUACCUCGGUAGCAUCACCUUGGCAAAGCCGUAUCCCCUCACGGCGCAGAAUGCGAUUCGGUUUGCCGGUACCAACAUCGUGCACAUGCUACUCAUGUCUUGGGGGGGCGAAGCAGCAACGAGUAUGGGGGAGCGCAUCGAUCUCUCCGGGGAGGUGAUGAGGUCACUGAAUAUAGUGCGUAGCGAGGGCGUGGAUCACGACGACCCAAGGAACGCCAACUGGCUUUGGAACGAGGAACGGAACUGCGUCGUAGUGAUUGACUUUGACACUGCUCAUCUUCUCCCUCCUCCUAAGCCUCGGCUGCUUCGAAAGCUUGUCGGUAGAAAGAGGAAAUCGAUGAGGGGCCAGGGAUCCUCCCAGGCUCGAAAGCGCAUGUCUUUGUCGACGUCGUCCUAG
This is a messenger RNA of Ustilaginoidea virens, 2298 nucleotides long. RefSeq lists its product as uncharacterized. The transcript has a single exon. The record is from RefSeq and is a predicted model, not a curated record. Lineage: Eukaryota; Fungi; Ascomycota; Sordariomycetes; Hypocreales; Clavicipitaceae. Bases 1 to 2298 code for a protein of 765 amino acids.